GCCGCAUCCCAUUGUGACGCGGGGGGUUCUGUUAUAUUGUUACUGAGGCUGAGCAGGAGCAUGCCUGAGCCCGGCUGAGAGUAGGAGACAGGAGGAGGGGGCAGUAAGGAGAAGUGUCUCCUCAUCAUAUACAGCAGCUUUGUCUGAGAUUUCAUCACACUCAGCCGCUGUGUGUGAGUGAGGAGGAUGCGUGCACUGGGGGCAGCGGGGAGACAAAGCAGCACCUUCUGCCCACCUGACCGCUGAGGCUCCUGCGUGCGCUGUGCUGGUGAGAGCGAGACCCCACAGACAAUGCCCCGCAUAUAGCAGAGCUGAGCCCCGCCGCUGCUGCCACGUGUGGGGUGCCGCCGCUGUCUGACACAAGUUUGGGAAAGUGCGCUGCAGACACAGGAGGGGCAUUGUGUAGUGGAAGCGGGGAGGUCCCAGACUAGUGCUGUCUGAUGGAGAUGCUGAGGGGCUGGGUGCUGCUGAGGAGCGCCGCACACUGACAGACGCACCCGCACAGCGCCGCUGCUCUCCUCUCUCCCGCACCAGCCCGCCUCGGCAAUGACAGCUGUCGCCUACAUGGACUUCGUGGCUGCUCAGUGUCUGGUGUCUAUCUCCGGCCGCGCCACGGCGAAGCACCCCGAGGGGCAGCAGCAGGAGGUGCGGGGAUCACAGCCCCUGCCCUCAGCCCUGGAGAGCCCACCAGCACCUGCCACAGACGCUACCCUGCACCUGAGGAGGAUGGGCGAGCCGGAUCCGAGCCUGCACCUGCGGACAGUGCCCGAGCAGCAGCAGCCUGGGGGCAAUAAGGAGCACCACGAGGGGCCGGGGGACGCUUGGAAGGACUACUGCACCCUGCUGACUAUAGCCAAGAGCCUUCUGGACCUGAACAAGUACCGGCCCCUGCCCUCCCCCCCGCUAUACAGCGAUGAGGAGCUGAGCUCGGACAGUGACGUGACCACUGAGUCCGGACACAGCUACAGCAGCAGCAGCACGACUCCCAGCCGCACGGACUACAGCUCCGAAGCCGGCUCCACGCAACCACGCCCACACAGCCCGGACACGCCCGGCUCCCCGCCACGCCCAUCCAGCUCCGCCGGUGAGAAGCGGCACAGGUGCCCCUAUGCCGGCUGCGGCAAGGUCUAUGGCAAAUCCUCCCACCUCAAAGCCCAUUACAGAGUCCACACAGGUGAACGUCCUUUUCCAUGCACAUGGCCCGACUGCCUUAAAAAGUUCUCACGGUCCGAUGAAUUGACGCGCCACUACAGGACACACACGGGCGAGAAGCAGUUUCGAUGUCCCUUAUGUGAGAAGAGGUUCAUGAGGAGUGACCACCUGACCAAGCACGCCCGCCGCCACACAGAUUUCCAUCCCAGCAUGAUUAAAAGAUCCAAGAGGUCCAACUCGGCCUUUAUCUGAGUAUGUAAUCUGUGGGUAACCAAGCUGUCAUAUGAAAUCUCAGCUGCUGUACAUAUCAUCUUGCAUCCUCUCAAAGGAAAUGUAGCAGUUUAACAUUCAUGCUUCUGCAGCAGUGUAUUUAAAGGAAAUUGCUGCCCAGUUUCUUUUGGUGGCACACAACUCUAGGUAUAUUUUGUAGUGGUGUGAUCUGUACCAUCACGGUUUUGACUGUAAGAUCUUUUGUGCUUGCGCCGGCAUGCAUAUGUGUUUAUGAAAUAGAAACCACAAUGGAUUAGCUUUACAUUUGUCGAAGUGCAAGUAUGACGAUACGUGCACACACAUAUAAGGGAAUACUACGUUCAUAUGGUAUGAAGUCUGGAACGAAAGGAGCUGGUAUAGAACAUGCCUGAACCUGGUUUCUUGUGGAUUUAUGUCUUACAGUGUCUUGAAAUCUGUGUUUUAGUGUUGAUGGAAUAUUAGUCUCCCACUACUAUGGACCUUCGCAGUCGCCUCUGUUGACUGAACUCACAAGGUGCACUUUAUCGGACCUAUACCAUUCUUUACACAUUGGAGCGCGAUGAAAUGAAACAACCUAAAGCAAAUGAAGGGCUGGAAGACAUAGAUGAAAACUAUGCUACCAUCGCUCAUGUAUGUCAUAGGUUGGGGAACAACAGGUGUUAAAAGGAGAUACAAUGCUCAGUAAUCAAAUGUAGUGUUCACCAUCCAAGACACACGUCCUACCCAACAGUUGGGCAAGAUGCAUUUCUGUCUAGUUCGACUGCAUCUGCUGAAGAAUGAAAUACAGCUGGGUUAGGGACACUGAAUGAACUUAUAUGCCUUUACCCUGCAAGUAUAGAAUAAUUAUCCAACGGUCAGUUUAUUAUAACCAUAUGUUGCUAUGCACAUUUUAUUAUUAACAUAGCAAUGACAAGCAGUUCUUGCAAAACCAGAAUGUUUGACUCGGCUUUUGACAGAUACAUUGCUGUCUUUUCAGUGCUUAGAAGAAAGAGUACGCACUGGAACACUCAGCAGUGUAACGUUGCAAGGAGUCUAUUGUAUAGAUUAGUGCCAGGCAGUUGGUCUGUCACUGCAGUCACUACAGUACCGCACUUUCUGAUCGGGUCAUAACACUCUGCAUGCACAGACUGACAGAAAGUGUUAUUAUUUUAAAUGCCGCGUCAUUGUGUCAUUUAGAUUUUUGAUAUGAUUAUUAAAUUCACGUUUACAUAACUUAGUUUGGUAGCCAAAUGCACCAAAUUGGAUGAAGACUUUUUUGCACCUUACGUUUCCAAUGACAAUUUCACACGACGCCUAUAGUUUUAGUCUUGUUCCAUACUGGGAAGGCUGGCAUCGGUGUGAUAGGCCUCUCCAGCUGUGAGGGGAUAACUAUGCAGAGUCUGGCCAUACAGGCAGUUUACAAAUUUCAUGUGUUUGUACAUACAAAGUUAGGUCCAUUCCAUGUACACUUUCGAUUUAAGCACUCCAAUCACACCACACCUUAUUGUAAUGAGUAGAGAAAGCUGUAGUGAAAUUCUCCACCCUGUCAGCUGAUUGGCUUACAGAAUGGAUCAUUUUAGGUAUCCUACUAAUUAAAAUGAUAGAGACACCAUGUCACCAAGCAUUAAUAAGAAUGCCAUUCAGGUUUUCUACUUUUGUUUUCACUGAUUCACUUAGCCUUUAAAAACAAUACAUAUAGGGAUGAAAUAUUAGCUGUAGUUCUGUCCCUGCUCAUAAUAAUAUUGUCACCCUUGGGAUAAUUUUAUAAUCAUUCAAGUGCCAAGAGUCUCCUCCUUUUUCUACGGUUUUGUACAAACUCCAUAGGGCGUUGGUUGGUGCCUCCUUAACUGGGUGUCUCCAGAUUUUAUCCAGUUGGAUAGUGCAUAUAAUGCACAAGCAGAACAAGUGCGAGUCAUUGGUGAAAAUGGUUAAAUUUCUACGAUGUGGUUAUUUAUUAAAACCAAAACUUUGCCAUCAGUGAAAAGAAAUGUCCUGUAGACUGAAGAAUAGGCUGUUGAAUAAAGAAACGUCAUGCUCGGGCUAGCCAGAAAUGUAUUCCUUCCAGGAUAGGAAUGCCAAGGGGGAUACAGCACAGUGGGGACCUUAUAAUAAUUUUUUUAAUUUAAUAUUCUUCCUGGGUUACAUAUUAAUAUUAUACAGCGUACACCCUUAUGUUUGUCUUUAGGCCAUAUAAAGACUGUCGCAAAAACACACACUAAAGUUCAAUUACACUAUAAAAUAAGGAAUGUCAGGAAAAAACAUAAUACACUUUCUACCUCUGUUUCAGUUUUUGGAACAUCUAAUUCUUUAUUCCGUAUAGCAGAAUACUUCUUCCAAUAAAAAUAACCAGAUUAUAAACAAAAUAAUAGUAAAAACCCUUAAAAUAAAACUGUAUGGUUUGGUUUAACAUAAUUUUAUUUUUACUGCCAGGAGCAGCAGGUGGUUUUAGUGGGAGAGCUUUUAAAAAGGUGAAAUGAGGACAAUUGCAAGCAUUUCUGGUUUUGCACUUUGAGCAGAAGACAAAGAAACAAAACAAAACAUAAUGUUAUCAACAAGCACAAAAUUAUAUACAGUGACAUAAUGUUAACAAAGUACUUGUGGGUUUUUUCGCAUUCACCUUCAAACACAAGGACCCCUAAUAUUGUGUGUAAACGUUGCAGAUAAGAUUUGUUUUUUUUUCUUUGUUUUUUUUUUAAAAUGAGGUAAAAUGAUGUUCGUCUGUUAAGUAUUUGAUAUAAGAUGUUUGAGCAUUGUAUUUAUAGCAUCCUGACUUGCUUUAAGGUGUACAGGUACAGUAUAGGUUUGAAUUGGAUUCGUAGUGGUUAUUAAGUAUGAAAAGCUAUAUAAAAAUAGAGCUUCAACAUGUUUCAGCUUAUAAAUACAAAAAAAACAUCAUUAAGUCAUUACAAUUUUAAGAUAAGUAAACUUUAGUCAGUGACGUUAAGGAGGUAAUGUUUAUUUUGUGAUUGAAUUACAAAGCAUGUGUCUUUACCACUUCUGAAACCAUUGUUUUUAUAACAUUUUAUAACAUUUUGCUGUGGCUUUACAUUGAGAGGGGCAAGUUAUGCCCCAUAAUGAGAAAUUCAGGAAUAAGAAUACAUUUUUCAUGCAUGAAAUGACGACAUUUUGCUUACUUUGAAACAUCUAUGUUAUGCUCAGUACAAAACUGGUGAAUAAAUAAACUUAUGAUUAAAUUAAAUAAAUAAUAAAAAAAAAAAAAAAAAAAAAACAUUCCACAAACAAUAAAACCAAACCUAUCUCCAGAGUGGCAGAAGGAAUCAAACCAUACAUCCGAUUUAACGGUAAUUUAUUUACUGUGGCAACUCUAGUCCAGUCAUAAUCACUGUUGGAAAGUGACUGUGCAGUAAAUUAAUAAACAGUUGUCCAUCUCUAAAUAAUCAUUUGUGUACUAAUUGAGAUUUUGCAUUCUCAACAUCACGUAGAAGAUUUUCUUUUAUACAAAUGUAUAACCGGUGUUAGAUGUGUGCCAGCUUUUGUAAUCGGGCCCUAAAAGAGGUUAGUGAGUUGGAACCUCAUGCCUUAAGGGAACGCUUGCUUCGCCAAUGUCUGCACUUACUACAUGCAGAACUACAUACUUACUUGAAAGGUGUUUUAUAAAUUGGAGUUUUAACAAUUUUCAGUGCAUGUUUCAGCAUUCUGAAUGAUCCUGUUCAGCCAUUCCCGUUUGUCCAAAUUAUUAAUCUUGCAUGAACACACUCAGAACUAGGGGGCAGAUGUAUUAACCUGGAGAAGUGAUAAAGCAGUGAUAAGUGGAAAGUGAUAACGCACCAGCCAAUCAGCUCCUAACUGUCGAUUUACAUAUUGGAGCGUAUUGGCUGGUGCGUUAUCACCUUGCACUUAUCACUGGUUUAUCACUUCUCCAGGCUUAAUACAUCUGUCCAAGGUUACCAUUGAUGGUAAUAAUGUAAAUCAAUCUAAACUAACAUGUUUGAGUAUGUGUAACAAAAAAAAAUAAUCACUGCAUCCUAUUUUAUGUUUCGUUCUGUAGCGGAACAAGGAACAUGAUUUUAAAGAAUAUGCAAAAUUGGUAUCUAUCAGACAUAAUUGCCAUGUAAUUGUAGGCCUUCAGGCUUUAAAGAGCCAUAUGAAGUUGUUUUCUUUGUAAAAUGUUGUGUACUAACACUGCAGUGUCCUUCUAAAGAGCGAGUUGUACAUAUUAAAGGACAGCUAUAGCAAAAUGUUAAAAUAAUUGCAGUUUUCUCACAGAAAGUUGUUUUUUUAUUACAAUUUGUUCCUUGUUUAAUACUUCAGAAUGCAAUGAGAUAAUACUCAGACCUUGCUAUAAAUGCCUAUGCCAGUGGUUUCCAAACUUUUUUGAAUCACGGCGCCCUAGAAUAUCAGAAUUUUUUUCAAGGCACCCCUAGGCCAAAAAUGUCUUAUUGAGAAAUUUAGAAAGUAAUAUUACAUUAAGUAGAUGGCGUUUAUAUGUUAUCCUUAGGGUCAGUUUUGUGGUGAGGGACAAGAUUUGCUUCUGUUUGGCCAAAUAUUUUAUGACUGGCAGCCACCUGCACUGGUUUUGCCUAUUAUAUUGACUAUGAAUAAUUUGAAUUGGUCCUGGACCACCAACCCAGGGCACCCCUGCAAGUGUCCCGAGGCACCCCGGGGAGCCACGGCACACAGUUUGGGAACCUCUGGCCUAUGCUCACAGUAUAAUAGUCUUUAGUAUUCUGACUAGGCAUUUUGCUGCUGUCAGAUUUUAUAAACAUUGUAAAGCCAAUUAUAUGGUGAGUGUAGAUGUGUAUAGCAAACUCUGAUAUCUUCUAUUGCAUUUGACAUUUGUUUACAUUUUGAUCAUUGUUUAUUUUCUAAUAAAGGACAAAUAGUGCAAUCCUGAAGAAAAUCUAAGAGUAGAAAUAGAUGCAUAUAACCACUUUGUUAAAAACAAUCGGCAAAAGAAGAUCUACUAUAUGUUGUUGAGAAUGAAAUGCUUAAUUCACAUUGUUUGGUACAAGUGCUAACAACAGAUGACAAUAGAUUAGAAAAAGGACAAUAACUGAAGUAUACAAGAUUACAUCUUGAAAAUUUAUUAAAUUGUUGAUCAAUUGAUUCUUACGUCUAGUCUUCCAGAAUGGAUGCUGCUCGAGCACCCUGUUCUGAAAGAAUGGUAAGAUAUUACCAAGUUUAAAUGCAGAUCAAUAACUUGCAAUUUUCUAGCAUAGUCAUUUCUGCAAUUGUUUAAUUUUUACAAUGUUUUUGUAUAGUUUCAUAAGUUAUUUCUGCUGUCUUUUGGUUUUGGAGAGCAAAUGGAAUUGUUUAAUUCAGGGGUAAUGUUACCCUCUUUUUUUGUACAAGUGUAUAUAAAAAUAUGUUCAAAUAAAAAAUGCCAUACA
Molecule: messenger RNA, 6731 nt
Organism: Pseudophryne corroboree (corroboree frog)
Lineage: Eukaryota; Metazoa; Chordata; Amphibia; Anura; Myobatrachidae
Gene: KLF9
Product: KLF transcription factor 9
Exons: 2
Coding region: 547-1404 (285 amino acids)
Biological process (GO): regulation of transcription by RNA polymerase II
Molecular function (GO): RNA polymerase II cis-regulatory region sequence-specific DNA binding; DNA-binding transcription factor activity, RNA polymerase II-specific
Source: RefSeq, a predicted model, not a curated record